UUUGCAGACAAAACUGGGGUUAAAGUAAAGCAGAAAGCAGCAGUUGAAAGAUCGUGGAAGUGAGGUUUCCUAGUUAAGAUGUGGAAGGCCGUGGUGGGCCACAAUGUGUCGGUCAAGGUGGAGUCCCAAGGAGAUGACUGGGACACCGACCCAGAUUUUGUGAAUGACAUCUCAGAGAAAGAGCAGCGCUGGGGGGCAAAAACCAUCGAAGGCUCUGGCCGCACAGAGCACAUAGACAUCCACAAGCUUAGAAGCAAAGUCUCUGAGGAGCAUGAAGUUCUCAAGAAGAAGGAGCUGGAGACGGCGCCCAAAGCUUCCUAUGGCUACGGGGGCAAGUUUGGCACAGAGAAGGACCGCAUGGACAAGAGUGCACUGGGUCAUGACUAUGUUGCUGAGGUCGGGAUGCACUCGUCUCAGACAGAUGCAGCCAAGGGAUUUGGAGGGAAAUAUGGAGUGCAGAAGGACCGAGCAGACAAGUCGGCGCUGGGCUUUGAGUACAAAGGCGAGGUGGAAAGGCACACCUCACAGAAAGACUACGCUGUGGGUUUUGGAGGGAAGUUUGGCGUCCAGAAGGACCGUCAAGACAAGUCUGCCUUGAGCUGGGCACACAAGGAGGAGGUGAAGCCCCACGAGUCCCAGACAGACCACGCCGUGGGGUUCGGAGGGAAGUUUGGAGUCCAGAAGGACCGUCAAGACAAGUCUGCCUUGAGCUGGGCACACAAGGAGGAGGUGAAGCCCCACGAGUCCCAGACAGACCACGCCGUAGGUUUUGGAGGGAAAUUUGGAGUCCAGAAGGACCGUCAAGACAAGUCUGCCUUGAGCUGGGCACACAAGGAGGAGGUGAAGCCCCACGAGUCCCAGACAGACCACGCCGUGGGUUUUGGAGGGAAGUUUGGGGUCCAGAAGGACCGUCAAGACAAGUCUGCCUUGGGCUGGGCACACAAGGAGGAGGUGAAGCCCCACGAGUCCCAGACAGAUUACGCCAAGGGCUUUGGAGGCCGCUAUGGGGUACAGAAGGACAGGGUCGACAAGAGCGCUGUCGGCUUUAGCGAGAUGGACGCUCCAGCUUCUUCGUACGAGAAGACGAAGCCCAUGGAGGCCGCUUCUGGCGGGGCAGGCAACCUGAGGCAGCGGUUUGAGAACAUGGCCAAGUCGGCAGAGGAAGAGAACCAGAAGCGGGCGGAGGAGGAGCGCGCUCGGCACCAGGCCCGGGAGCAGCGAGAGCGGCAGGAGCAGCAGAAGGAAACCCAGAGAAGCGAAGAGCCAAGCAAUGAAGAGCUGGUCCCGAAACUCUCACCACAACCCGUGAAGGUGUGCGCAGAGCGCAGCGUGCCCCCGGUGCUCCCAGCACACCAGAGCAUGGCUGAAGAGGAAGAGGAGCAACUGCCCAUCCUUCCCCCACGGAACUCAGACCUGGCCGAGGGUGCCCGAGAGCCACCAAAAGCCCCUUCCGUGCCCCGGCCCAUCUUCAUCGAGAGUCCGGACUAUGGUGGCGACUACGAGGACGUGGACGGGCCCUUGGUCCACGAAGAACCUCCUGACUUCCAUGAGGAUGAGGACGCCGGGGGAGACUACGAGGAGAUGCCAGACCACUUUGGCCCUGCGGAAACCAUCUAUGACAACAGCCCGGAGGACGAGAUCCAGGACUAUGAGGAGAUCCCAGACAGGAAUCCUGGCAGCUCCGGGGAAGUGUCCUCUGCAGGCGCUGAAGGGGCUGUGUAUGAAGUGGGCGGAGCAUGCCUGUCUGCCAUGGCCCUCUACGACUACCAGGGAGACGGGGAAGACGAGAUUUCCUUCCUCCCGGGCGACACCAUCACAGACAUCGAACAGGUGGACGAGGGCUGGUGGCGUGGGCGCUGUCAUGGCAAAGAUGGCCUCUUCCCAGCCAACUACGUCGAGCUCCUGCCGUGACGCCCUCCCUCUUCCUGCGUCCCCAUGGCCACCCCUUCCCAGCUGCCCCUGUGCCCCAGCAGACUCCGGAGCCCAGCUUCCCCUCAACCUCUCUUCGCCACUGAGUGAGCGGGACGCUUUCCCUUCCGGGUGGCACCAAGGUGCCUCCGGGCUUCUCUGGGGUGCUGCCGGGCUCCCCCUCCUGCAGUUCCAGGCACGCUGCCGUGUCCGGGCUCUAUUCCAGCUGUGUCCAGUUUUGCUCAGCUUCUGACCCUGGAUGGGCGCCGAAUCCCUUGCUUUUGUGGGCAGUGCAGCCGACACCUCCACUCUCCUCUGAAACCCUCACAGCAAUCCGUUGAAGUGCAAACCAAGGCGUUGAAACCCUCAGGGAGCCGGCAUGGUGUAGAGGUUAGAGGAAGUGUGGUAGGGCGGCCCCCCAUGCCCCGCUCUGGGCAGCCUCAGGCGUGGGGAAAUGAGCAGCUGCGUGGCUGCGUAGCUGCGUAUUACUUGUGGGUUGUUUAGCCCGCGGAAGCGUGGCUGAUCUUGUUGUGUUCCCAUGGCACAUGCUCACAACGUUCAAAAUGGGCAAAGUAUCCUAUGCAACGUGCGUAAAAGGGGAUUUUAAAAAAGUGAUCUUUAUGUCAAUAAAAAGAUAUUAUUGUGCUAUCCA
Elgaria multicarinata webbii is the source of this 2560-nucleotide messenger RNA. RefSeq names its product hematopoietic cell-specific Lyn substrate 1 (gene HCLS1). Gene Ontology annotation, biological process: regulation of actin filament polymerization. The coding region runs from base 79 to 1911 and encodes 610 amino acids. The record is from RefSeq and is a predicted model, not a curated record. NCBI's taxonomy places the organism in Eukaryota, Metazoa, Chordata, Lepidosauria, Squamata, Anguidae. Gene Ontology annotation, cellular component: cortical actin cytoskeleton; site of polarized growth; actin filament. The transcript is spliced from 17 exons. Gene Ontology annotation, molecular function: actin filament binding.